Messenger RNA from Chrysemys picta bellii (western painted turtle), 2790 nucleotides. The record is from RefSeq and is a predicted model, not a curated record. NCBI's taxonomy places the organism in Eukaryota, Metazoa, Chordata, Testudines, Emydidae.
GCACGAGCCACACCCAGCUUUUGCUGCAGAUUUUUUUCCCCCUCUGAUGAUGAUUCACCAGCUGUUCUGGCUCCCAAUACUGCUGGUGCUGUUUACUUCAGGUUUCCUACGUCUCUGCUAAGCAGAGGUUUGCAUUUUUAUGUUACCUACAGGAAAGCAGACGGCAGCAAAACCCCAGCAGCAGCGGGAGGAGGCAAACAUGUCUGGGAUUGCAGCUAAAUUAGCUAAGGAGAGGGAAACAGCCAGGGGCUUAGGCUCCAACGCAAAGGCGUUUAAGUACCUCAGUCAGGACUUUGAGACGCUGAGGAACGAGUGCCUUCAGGCAGGGAAACUCUUCCAGGAUCCAUCCUUCCCUGCGAUUGCCUCUUCUCUGGGGUACAAGGAACUGGGACCAAACUCAUACAAAACUCAGGGCAUCACGUGGAAGAGACCAACGGAGCUGUGUUCUAAUCCCCAGUUUAUUGUUGGAGGUGCCACCCGCACAGAUAUCUGCCAAGGAGCCUUGGGUGACUGCUGGCUGCUGGCAGCCAUUGCGUCUCUUACCCUGAAUGAAGAGAUUCUGGCCAGAGUUGUUCCCAAAGAUCAGAGCUUCCAGGACAAAUAUGCAGGAAUCUUCCACUUCCAGUUCUGGCAGUAUGGAGAGUGGGUGGAUGUUGUUGUUGACGACAAGCUCCCCACCAAAAACGGAGAGUUGCUCUUCGUUCACUCAGCAGAGGGGAGCGAGUUUUGGAGUGCUCUGCUGGAGAAGGCCUAUGCCAAGGUGAAUGGGUCAUACGAGGCUCUCUCUGGAGGAUCCACCACUGAAGGCUUUGAGGAUUUCACCGGCGGAAUUGCAGAGUGGUAUGAGCUGCAAAAGGCACCACCUGACCUGUUCAAAAUCAUCCAGAAAGCUCUUCUAAAAGGUUCCCUCCUCGGAUGCUCUAUUGACAUCACAAGCGCAGCUGAGACCGAGGCAGUCACUUCUCAGAAGCUGGUCAAAGGCCAUGCAUACUCCGUUACAGGAGCCGAAGAGGUGAAUUGCCGAGGAAGCAUGCAAAAGCUGAUCAGAAUCCGAAAUCCCUGGGGGGAAGUGGAGUGGACUGGAAAAUGGAAUGAUAACUGCUCAAACUGGAACAGCGUCGCUCCUGAAGUGAGAGAGCGACUGACCAGGAGACAUGAAGAUGGAGAAUUUUGGAUGUCAUUCAGUGAUUUCCUGAGACAUUACUCCCGCCUUGAGAUCUGCAACCUGACUCCAGACACGCUGACUAAUGAAAAAUACAAGAAGUGGAGCCUGACCAAGCUAGAUGGGAACUGGAGGCGUGGCUCCACUGCUGGGGGUUGCAGGAAUUACCCAAAUACCUUCUGGAUGAAUCCGCAGUAUUUGAUUAAGCUGGAGGAAGAAGAUGAGGAUCCCAAUGAUCCUGAGAAGGGCUGCACCUUCUUGGUUGGCCUGAUUCAGAAGCACCGCAGGAGACAGCGGAAGAUGGGGGAGGAUAUGCACACCAUUGGCUUUGGGAUCUACGAGCUGCCCUCGCAGUUUUCUGGCCAGACAAACGUUCAUCUGAGCAAAAACUUCUUCCUGACGAACAGAGCCAGAGAAAAAUCAAACAACUUCAUCAACCUCCGAGAGGUACUAAACCGAUUCAAACUGCCUCCAGGAGAAUAUGUCAUUGUGCCAUCCACUUUUGAACCCAACAAGGAUGGGGAUUUUUGCCUCCGAGUCUUCUCUGAAAAGAAUGCAGAUUCACAGAUUGUAGAUGAUGAAAUUGAGGCCAAUAUUGAAGAGAAUGACAUCAGUGAAGAUAACAUUGAACCCAGUUUCAAAAAACUUUUUGCGCAGUUGGCUGGAGCGGAUGCAGAGAUCUCUGCUUUUGAAUUAUGUAAUAUCCUGAGAAAAAUCAUGGCUAAACGACAAGAUAUUAAAUCAGAUGGUUUCAGUAUUGAGACGUGUAAAAUAAUGGUUGAUCUGUUAGAUUUGGAUGGAAGCGGUAAACUGGGACUGAAGGAGUUCUACGUACUCUGGACAAAGAUACAGAAAUAUCAAAAAAUCUAUAGGGAAAUAGAUGUCGAUCGCUCUGGUACCAUGAACUCCUACGAGAUGCGGAGAGCAUUAGAAGAAGCAGGGUUCAAGCUGACUUGCCAGCUGCACCAAGUCAUUGUGGCUCGUUUUGCAGAUGAGCAACUUAUCAUUGACUUUGAUAAUUUUGUCAGGUGCUUGAUUCGGCUGGAAACUUUGUUCAAAAUAUUUAAGAAACUGGAUGUUGAGAAAAGUGGAACAGUGGAGAUGAACCUUAACACUUGGUUGUGUUUUACUAGUAUUUGAUGCAAUACCGGACCUCAGCUGAAGACAUCUCAUGGAAUCAAGAUAAUGCAAAAAUGUUCAUACAACUUGCAAUAACACCCCGACCCCACUGUAUCCCAACAUCAACCUGUUCCUUAUGUUUAUAAAUGGAGAUGUUUAAACUAAUGUAGGAAGGGAUGGGCAGAAUAUUUUGAAGUACCUGAAAGACCAAAACUCCAACAAUACAAAAGCUUGCAGUCUCAUUAUCGAUAUAGACUGCAUAUAUAACUACCUUUAUAAGUUCAGUGUGAAAGCUCUAAUUUUGUAUAAAAAUCUUCAGUUCCAUUUUUGACAACUUUGCUUAAUUGAUCUGUUUUACAUUUAAUCAGGAAGAUAUUUAAAGUGCAGUUAAAUAUGACUCUUCUGAGGAAGAGCAAUUUUCACUGCAAAUUAGAAGGAAGUUUAUUUUAAAGUGAAGUUUGUAGUUUGUUGGCAUUUUUAAGCUGCUUGGGAGCUGUGGCCAUUUUCUU